AAAAUAUUGCGGGGUUGUCCAAGGAAUAUUCCGUGGGAGGCAGGCCAGGCAGGCUGCUGCUUUUAAAAGCUCACUCAUCGCCAGUUCACGAGCAAGAAGAAGAAGGAAUAAGGAAGGAGGCACCUAGCAGGAGCAGGAGCAGAAGCGCCAUGGCUUCCCUCUGGCACAUCUCUGUCAUUGUCCUUGUACUUCUUGGAGGAUCCGAUGCCAAUCCAGCUGCCCCUCCUCACCUGGACAAGAAGCCACUACAGACAUUCAGACCUUACAACAUUGCCCACAGGGGUGCCAAUGGUGAAAUACCCGAAGAAACUUCCGCUGCCUAUUUGAGGGCUAUUGAGGAAGGUGCAGACUUCAUAGAGACCGACAUACUUGCAUCGAAGGACGGGCAUCUGAUAUGCUUUCAUGAUGUAACCUUGGAUGCCACCACCAAUAUUGCAGAACACGCAGAGUUCGCUGGCAGGAAGAGAACCUAUGAAGUCGAAGGAGCAAAUAUGACCGGAUGGUUUGUCGUUGAUUUUACUUUAAGUGAACUGAAAUCACUGAGGGUGAACCAACGGUUCAAAUUCAGAGAUGAGCAGUAUAAUGGGAAGUACAAGAUUAUUACAUUUGAUGAAUAUAUCUUGAUUGCACUCUAUGCUGAUAGGGUGGUGGGCAUAUACCCAGAGAUCAAGAGUCCUAUUUUCAUCAACCAGCAGGUCAAGUGGACAGAUGGCAAGAAAUUUGAGGACAAGUUUGUCGACACGCUUCUCAAGUAUGGCUACAAAGGCGAAUACAUGUCUGAAAAUUGGCUCAAGCUGCCCCUGUUCAUCCAAUCUUUUGCUCCAACUUCGCUCAUCUACAUCUCAAAAAUGAUAAACUCUCCAAAACUAUUUCUAAUAGACGACACCACGGUUCGAACUCAAGAUACCAACCAGUCGUACAGUGAGAUAACUUCCAAUGGUUAUCUCUCGUUCAUAAGGAAGUAUGUUAUCGGCAUUGGACCAUGGAAGGAUACAAUUGUCCCCCCAGAGAAUAAGCACUACUUAGGCCCUCCAACUGAUCUAGUCGCACGAGCACAUGCUCUGAAUCUUCAGGUCCAUCCAUACACAUUCAGAAACGAGAACUCGUACUUGCACUUCGACUUCCAUCAAGACCCUUAUGCUGAAUAUGAGUAUUGGCUCAGCGAGAUCGGUGUCGACGGUCUGUUCACCGAUUUCACUGGUAGCUUGCACAAGUACCAGGAGUGGACAACACCAUACCAGAAGCAGGAAAAGAAGGAUCAUGGACACUAAGCUUAGGUCGCCAAUACCGUAUUUGUUCAGAGUUGUUUCAUUGUUGUCAUAACCAAGAAUACUACCAUUCUAUGCAAGUGUUGCCAAUAAAUCACGGAAGUGCUAAUGGUAGAGCUUCAUAAAUUCACGUGUGUUGUUGUUGCUACCAAAAUUUCAUCAUACAUGAGUUUUAAAAA
Messenger RNA from Brachypodium distachyon (stiff brome), 1447 nucleotides. RefSeq names its product glycerophosphodiester phosphodiesterase GDPD6. The record is from RefSeq and is a predicted model, not a curated record. The coding region runs from base 150 to 1271 and encodes 373 amino acids. Gene Ontology annotation, molecular function: glycerophosphodiester phosphodiesterase activity. NCBI's taxonomy places the organism in Eukaryota, Viridiplantae, Streptophyta, Magnoliopsida, Poales, Poaceae. Gene Ontology annotation, biological process: lipid metabolic process. The transcript is spliced from 8 exons.